CAGACAAAUUUACGUGCGUGAAAUGGUCAGGUCCUACUGGCUACGCGGCUAGUACUUUGCUCGGGAAAAGGACCCCGCAUUCAGCAUGGCAACAGGCACCCCGAGCAACAAGACUGCCCUACGCAAGGGUUUUGGUCUCAUGGAUUGGGUAAAGCUGACAACAUCCACCCGGGACUUGUCCGGGGUGCUGCGCAUGGGCGGCCUGAGGGGAUACCGGAUGGAAGAAGUCGCCCGGCACCGCACGUCAAACGAUGCCUGGGCCGUGUUUGCGGGUAAAGUCUACAAUCUGACUCCCUAUCUGCCGUACCAUCCCGGAGGGGCCAAUAUAAUCGUAAAGGCGGCAGGCACGGACUGCACUGCACUCUUCAAUAAGCAUCAUCCGUGGGUGAACCUGGAGGGAUUGGCAGGGAAACUGGUCGUCGGGUACCUAAUAGAGGAAGAAGGCGCGACUCCGAAGGACACAGGGUUAGCUCAGGAAGAGUCGCCACAGGCAGGGCUUGACGGUAGUGCUUCGUCCGGGCCGGCGGCGGAGAGGGCGGGAGAAGACGGUGACUCUUUGGUAACCGAUGCUGCGGGGCAGUCGCCUGUGGACGCGUGUGUGGGACUACUAGCACCUCCGCCGAAACGCUUCAGCAUUACGGCAGCAUUCGGUACAGAGGAAGACUUCGCAGCAAGUAUAGAGGAGAACGGGGCAGUAAGAGAGGGGUGACUCUGGCGAUACGGCGGAGAAGAGGAGAAUCCUGUGUAGACCUGAAAGUAUUCACAACUGUACAUCGAAAUGGCCCUAGGAUGCAAGAAAGGAGAGCAAUGCCGGAAACUUGAUGCUUUGUGAGGUGAAAGGCAAGGAAAAUUCGCGGGCACAUGCUUGUGAGAACUACGCAUGCGCAUGACAAGCGACCUGAAAGAGCGAAAGCUUUCGCGGCUGCCUGGUUAUGGCGUUCGGGUCUCCGCCCGAUCCUUUCGGUGUGCGUUUUGCACCAGACGCACGCAUGCAAAUAAAGAAAAGAGUAACCCAAUGCGGUCUUGGGAAAAA
Messenger RNA from Nannochloropsis gaditana CCMP526, 1033 nucleotides. RefSeq lists its product as uncharacterized. Gene Ontology annotation, molecular function: heme binding. Bases 86 to 709 code for a protein of 207 amino acids. The record is from RefSeq and is a predicted model, not a curated record. The transcript has 3 exons.